Molecule: messenger RNA, 852 nt
Organism: Aspergillus terreus NIH2624
Lineage: Eukaryota; Fungi; Ascomycota; Eurotiomycetes; Eurotiales; Aspergillaceae
Exons: 2
Coding region: 1-852 (283 amino acids)
Source: RefSeq, a predicted model, not a curated record
AUGCCUAUCAAGUCAACCCUCACUCGGGCCGUGGCCCUCAUGCUUCUUGCCUCCGGCCUCGCUUCGGCCGCGUCGUUUGACAAGUACACCGAGGCCAUCCCCGAGGGUCUGGUCGUCUGCGACACCCGCGAGCAACUCGGCAAUGCGGUCCCAGCCGACUACCAAGGCAACACCGCCCUAUUCAACGAGGACGGCGGGUACUUUGUGAAGGACGUCAACACCGGCGCGAGACUGGCCGUCGCUACUGACGACCUUGUCGAGUCCAUCGACUCGCAAUUGGCCGAGAUGGACACCCUGGACUCGACCGGGAAGCUGAAGAGCCCCAGUCCCCAGCCCCAGACGUCCCCGAACAAGAGAGACGGCAAUCUGGGGGAGGCGGCCAAUGCGUGCAAGCACUGGAAGUGCCAGACCGACUCGAUCUGCAAGACCUACAACGACUGCCAUCAUCCUCCACGACUCGCAAUGCCUCGCUCCAUAGCGUAUUGUCGUAACUGGAACUUCCUUCCCGACGUUUUCCCGACGCAUAAGGCUGGUUGGACGACUCAAGCCUUUAUGGGCCUUCUUGGCCUCGCCUUGACCUGCUGGCCUUCCCUCUUAUGGCUGUCAAUAGCCUCAACUCCAGACCCUACGGUACUUAGCCCAGCGAGAGUUGCCGACCUCCAUAGUCUAGUUAAAUCCUGCAUGCGAUUCAUGGAACUGGGGCUCGGGUGUUCGGCAAAUCACUGGUGGCUCACACACCCUGACCCCACGGGGCUCUCCACGUCCAGCUUGCGGAGCUCUGAAGCCCCCUCUAACCCUGACGCUGUUCACAAUCGGCCGCAUUCUAUGACGAUGCGCAUACCAUACGGAUGA